This is a messenger RNA of Penicillium cataractarum, 795 nucleotides long. RefSeq lists its product as uncharacterized. The transcript is spliced from 2 exons. The coding region runs from base 1 to 795 and encodes 264 amino acids. The record is from RefSeq and is a predicted model, not a curated record. NCBI's taxonomy places the organism in Eukaryota, Fungi, Ascomycota, Eurotiomycetes, Eurotiales, Aspergillaceae.
AUGGCCGUCACCUACCGCCACGGAAUUUCAAUCCUCCAAUUAAUCAUCUACUUCCCCUCCCUAUUACUCUCCAUCUUCCUCGUCAUCCGCCAUGGCCUCCGCACAAACAGUGGCUUCCUCUUCCUCACGACAUUCGCCCUAGCCCGAAUCGUGGGCGCAUGCUGCGAUCUCGCAACAAUCAACAAUUUCUCCGUGAGCCUCUACAUUGCAGCCGCAAUCUGUAGCUCCAUCGGUCUUUCACCACUGAUGCUCGCCUGCACUGGCCUCCUAUCCCGAGCUAAUGAAUCCAUUGAGAAACUCACCGGUCGCGCGGCACUUCCAAGUCUUUCCUUCCAUUUCUUCCGCAUUCUCACGGUCGUCGCCAUGGUUCUGAGCAUCGUGGGCCUCACGGCUAACAUGAGCGCCGAAGGCCUCCAACACCCCGACAUCAAGGUCAAGAUCGGUAUGAUCCUGUACAUUGUCAGCUGGGGAGUUAUGGUCGCUAUGAUUGCACUCGUUGCUCUGCGAAAGAGCUCCGUCGAGCGCGGCGAGAAGCGUACCAUCCUGGCUCCUGCCCUGUCCAGCCCGUUCAUUUUGGUCCGGGUGCUGUACGCCUUGUUCGUCUGGUUCCUGCACGACUCCAAGUUCAGCCUCCUCAAUGGUAAUGUGACCAUCCAGCUGGUUAUGUCCGUGCUUGAGGAGUUUGCUGUCGUUAUCAUUUGUCUUGGAGUGGGUAUGACUCUGCGUGUGCGAAGCAAGGAGUCUCAACGAGGUGAGGAGGAGGCUUUGGAGCCUCAGCCUUCAUAUAAGCCCUAG